ACUGUCAACGCCACACACGAACCAAGCACAUGUCUUUGUAGUUUGUAUAAAAUUUUUGUGGACACGUUUUUUUUGUAAUUUAAUUUCGAAAACAAAUUCUGAAAACCAUGGCUGUUGAAACAAAUAAAAGAAAACGUAAACUCAAAAAUGAAUCGAAUGGAGUACCGAAGAAAAAGUCCAAAAAUGAUAACAAUUCAGAAGCUCCAGCGGAAAAUAUGAAUGAAGAAGAAGAACAUCAGGUAGAAGUGGCGGCUGAAACAGCACCAGAAAAAGAAGUAGAAGAAGAAACUACAAAUGAUUCUGGCUUCGAACCGGACCAAGAAGAUAAUAUGAAAUUCUCAAAAGAUUUCAAAAUGCUUAAUUUUCGUACAAAAUUGAGAGGACAGGAUUUUAUUACAGAACUUCGUCAUUUUCUACAUCUCGCCUCUACAAAGCCACAAAUUAUUGCAAAAUACAUUGAAAAACGUGGAAAACCACUCGAACUGGCUGAAGCUCUAGAACGUGUCGAUAAAAGCAACAUUUUCCACGUCUCCUACAUCUGUCAAGCCCUGCACUUGGUUGUUAUGGAAAUACUUAGCAAUCAAAAAUCACAUUUAGAAUCAGCAAUCAGUGCUUGUCGCUAUUUCCUCAAAAGUCACGGCGCUGUUCUUGAGACUCUCUUAAAAUCCAACAAUCUCAAUCAUCGAAAAUGUGCCUUGAAACUACUAACAGCAAUUGUCUGCACUGAACCACAACUAGGCCGUCAACUACUAACAUCUUUUGAUAUUCUUUCGAAUGUUAAAGAAAUCGAAAACUUCCUUUCGCAUUCCAAAUAUGAAUUGCAUGAAAAUGACACAGUACGAAAGUGUUAUAUUCAUUUUAUCUUGGCAUAUCUUGUCGAUGGUAAUACAUUAUUGAUAAGGAAUAUUCUGGAUAAGGGAGUUCUAAUUAAAGCUCUAGCAUCUGGAUUGCUCUUCGAUGAUCCUGUUACAGUUUGUGUCGUUAUCAGCACUUUGAAGAAAUACGUUCUAGAAUGCCCGGAAAUCUCCAAGACAAAGAAAAUCACUGUCUUUGAUGUUGAUUGUGUAAAAUCAUUUGCAAGGCUAUAUGAUUGGCUUGGCCCCAAUGCUCUUGCUGCUAAAUUCUCACAACAAAAAGAAUCAUCUGGACAUAUAAAUUUUGGUAAACUUUUAAAAUAUGUCGAUCCUAAAGAAAAAGAAUCAGUAGUCGAAGUUGUUCAUGAGUUUCUUCUUAUGUUACUCACAUCCCGCAAACAUGGCAUCACUUUCGAUGCAAUGGCUCACUUCCAACAACGACACAACAAAUUGCAAGGCAAAAUAAUCGGAUUCCUUGAUAAACCAUGGCUAUCCGAGAAGAAAACCGAACUGGUUCUUAGUACAAUUCGAGCUUGUCCUGAUAUUGCUCGCAACACCGUCAAAAACUUUGGAGUGCUGGUCAGUCCAUUGCGAAAUUAUGGUACCCACUGGAAUAGUGCUUGUGAUUUUCUUACAAAAAUUAUCGAUGAGUUGCAUCCCAAAUUGCUAAAGGGUGCCUUGGCCAAGAUCACUCUUACCGAUUUCUCACAUUGGGUUAAAGACAUUUGCUUGCCCAUUGAAGUCUUGACCCAUUUAACACAAAGUAAAGCAUUAAAGCAUCUAGAUUUUCAACAUCGAUUGUCUACCAAUCGUCUUUUGCUUGCCAUGUUCCGUCAGUAUUCCAAUUACAUGGCUGCCAUCAUUCAUCGGGAACAGCAAAAGAAGAAUAAUUUACGUCGUUUCAAAUUCGAUUUGCUCAAUCAUAUAUUUGUGAAUUUCCCAACUAUCGAGGAUAUUUUAUUUUCACUCUUUGCCACUAUUCAAACUCAACAAAACGAAGGUGUUGAUGUUCUGCAACAUUUGGAGCUCACCUUGGAUCUUGUUUUAAUCAUUUGCCAACAAAAUCGUUCAUUUGUCAAUAAAACUGCAACCAUCAUGGACUAUUUGAAUCUUUUAAGACCAUUGUAUGCAAGCGAAAAUGGAGGUGGUAACAUUAAAUUAGAAUUGAAAGCUAUCAAGACUAUUCUAUUUUUGUUUCCUAAGGCUCUCGAGCCACAAGAAGAGUUAUUUGGAAAUGUUAUGAAAAGUUUCAUCAAUGCAUUUGUUAAAGGCGAUGCUGAAAUUUCAAAUGAAGCUGGUCAUUUACUGCGAGGAAUAUUCCAAAAUACAGGAAUCUUCGAUACUGCUGAAAUGGAGAUUGACUUAUGGCUAGAAGCAUUACGAUUUGUUCCUCCAGAAACUGUAGACAUUGUUGCAGCGGUAUUUAUUGAAGUUCUUCAAGUAACAAAAGCCGAUGUUGAUCCAAUGGAAAUGGAAAAUGAAAACGAAAAUGCAAUCGAAGUAAAACAUUUAUCUAAAUUGUUUUCCAACAUCGAGAAAGGUUUAUCUGUCCAGGGUUAUGUAGAAACUCCAACUAUGAGCAAAUUGUAUGCAUUGAUUAAAAAAGGUGUUGAAAUUGGCGAUGAAUUGGGAGACUAUUUACAAUUAGUUCGCUUGUUAAUAAGUCAUUUCUUAGAUAAUGGCAAUAAUGAGACAUUGAAAGAUGUUAAAGUUGCUGAAAUGGUGCCUAAUUUGAUUGCCGUACAAGAAGCUGUUGGCAAUGGCCAACUUAAAUUCGAUGAGAUCUUUCAACAUUCUAAAAAUAAUUUUACAUUAACUCUAAUUGAUGGGAAAGAGAUACAAUUUGAUGUAAUUCUUCAAAAUGAUCGUUUGGUUAUGAUUUAUAUACAAGAAGUUAUGUCGAUUCUAUCACAUCUUACAAAGACCGAGAGUCUUACAAUGGAAGAAUCUAAAGCAGCUGCAAAUUUUAUGGUCAAUUUGCUUAAAGUCUUACAAGCGCUAAGUAUUUCGCAAAAGACUGUUGUUGAAGUCUCAUUGGAAGAAGAUAAAGAUGUCAUUCGAUUAAGCUAUUUGGAAAAGACUUUGAAAUAUUUAUUCAACACUCGUUUGGGAAUGAUUCAAACUACACAUCUUUUUAAUAGAGACAAGUGCAAUUUAAGUUAUUUGCAUUUUCUUCAGCAAAUAACCGAUUGUGUGAAUUCCUUUGAAAUGAGUUCGUUCUCUGAUUUUACUAUGAAUUUUCGACAAAAAAUUGUAAAUUCAAUAAAAAUUGCUACCACCGAAGAGAAACAAAAGGUCAAGAAACAUUCCGAGGAAUUACAGUCGGUUAUUAGUUUAGUUAAGACCUUUCAGUUGACCAGUGAGAAUUGCUUGGAAAUACUUGAGAAUAUUUCUACACUUUCUUAUGAAGAUUUUGUUGGCAAAGCUGGACAAAGAUGCAUAUUUCUUGAUAUACUGAAUACAAUUCUGGAAAGACUAUCCGAUUUGAAACAAUCUGUAAAAUGUGAUGAAAGUGUUUCGAACAUUGCCCAAAUCUAUAUCGAUUUGGUAAUCAAAUCCGAUGGGGAAAUAAACUUGGAACGCCUCGAGGAUGCUCUUCAUGGUUUUCUCUCAGUUUGCCAUCAAUAUAUAUCCAAAUUGCCAUCAGAAAUGUUUAAAUGCAUUUUCUCCCAUCGAAAACUUACGAAGUCGACAAUUCGAUUGGCUUGUUUAUUACUCGAAAGAAAUUCAUCCUCUCUUAAAGAUGAAUUCAUAAAGAUUCUCCCCGAGAAUAUCUCCAAAAAGGAACUAACGUAUCCUCUGUUGAGUAUUGCUUUCACAAAUGGAAUUCAGCUAGAAGAUUCAAUUUUAACUGCAAUUUAUCAAGAAUAUAAAAAUGGUUUUAUGAAGACCAUUGAAAAACCUCAAAAAGCUGGAGUAAUUUAUAAGGAAAAUGUCCAAGCAUCAAUUCAUCUUAUCGCAGCAUGCAUGCCCAAAUCUGAAUGUAUGGAUUUUUGUAAUAAAAACAUUAAAUUCGAUUCAGUUGAAGUCUUUCAAGUAAAGAUUAUACAAGCUAUCUUUCAAAAAGCACUCGAUUCUUUUGAAGAUCGUGAAAAUAGUGAAUUAUUUCCAAAGAUUUUCGUUCAAUUUGUAAAUCUUUGCAUACAAAUGUUAACAAUUGUUUUGAAAAAAGAUGCCCUGGAUGAAGAGAAAAUCACAUUAAUUGGAUUUUUAUUGUUUAAAUGGAUGGAAGCUAAUUCAGAGCUUGAAGUAGAUUUUGAAAAAAUCUUGAAAUCUCAGAAUUGGAUGAAUUUCUGUAAGGCUGCUCUCAAAGCUGGCAUGUUUGUCAGUGAAACUGAAGAGAAUCAACCCGAAUUGGAACGUAUUAAUGGAGAAUUGCUCAAGUUACUAGCAUUUCUUGUAAAUAGAAUCUAUGAAGAUAAAGAAGAUAGUCAAGAGGCUAGAACUCUCUUUGAAAUGAUCUUUACUCAUUCAAAAUUCUUGAAGAUUGUUUUAGAAAUCCAUCCAACGGCAGUUAAAACUCAAAUAAUGCAUUUGUUGUUUGUACUGGCGAAAAAGUCUCCAAGUGCCCUUGCAACCAAUCAAAUCGCAGUAGUAUUAGCUGCUUAUCAAGCUAAAUUAACAGACUGUGAUCGAUAUACUUUGGCAUUGUUGCAAUUAUACGAAGAAGCUGAUAUAGGCUUGCAUGAAUAUAGACCAUUUAUAUGGGGUGAAUCAGCAAUAGCAUUCUAUUCUUUGCGUGAUGAUCAACAAGAGAAGAGUAAUUUGCAAUAUCAAGAGACAUCAGUGGCUCAAGUGAUGUCCCUAAUCGAUCGACAAGUCUCUGAAUAUACUUUAAACAACUUCCCAAUUUGGCGGAAACUUGAUCCUAGUAGUCAAUUACCACAAACAAGAUUUGAAAAUCCAGAACUUGUUCAUUUAGCAGCAUUUGGAACGAAUUUCUUAGAAAGACGCAUAGAACAAGGUGAUUGUGAAUUUGCCGAGAGUGAAUUGAGACUUUGUCCAAAACGAGACAAUCAUUAUCAUGAAUGUUAUGAUCCAGCUUUUAUAAUUCCUCUAAUGUCAAUGUGCUUUGCACCAGAAAUCUAUACCCAACCAGUGCGACCUGUUCAGAAUGGUUUGUUGUCGGUGGUAUUUGCUGCUUUGUCCAGUCAGGAUAAAGAAAUGCGAAUGGCUGCGGGUUGUGUUCAUCUGAGAUAUCGAUCACAUUUUGAAAAUAGUAAAUUCUAUGAGAAGCCAUUGUGGCAGCAGGCCUACGAUAAUAUACAAAGUGGAUUGGAUGCUUUGCGGAGUGAUUGGUUAAAGCAUAAGAAAAAUGGAGGAAUUCCAAGAGUUCCUUAUAUCUCGGGUCUAUUCCUGGCAAAGACCAUAAAUUUAACCACAGAUCCAACAAAUACAUUGUACAAACAACUUACAAUGUUUUUGCGGCUUAAGGAGUCAUUUAAUUUCCUUUGUGUUCCUGAAUUUAAUGUUUUGUUCCAUAGUCCAGAGGUUGAGCAUCAUACUUUCCGGCAAUUUAUAGUCGAGAUUAUUCGGAAUGGAGUUAGAAGUAGUUCUGACUUAUUUCUUCUGGUGACGACAAGUACAUUCAAAGCGUUAAUGGGAUUCUAUGCUAGUAGUAUGUCAACAUUGGACAUUAAUUUACAAAUUCUCUCUGUACUCUCAACGUGUGUGAAAAUUCCGGGUUCAUCAAAGAUAAUGGUAGAACAUGUUGGUGUUAUUCCUUGGCUAAAUGGUCUCUUAACUGCUGUUGAAUUCUAUCACUUCGACAUAAUUGAAGGCAUAAUUAGUAUAAUCAAUAAUUUAUGGUAUGCUAUUAAAGCGAAUAAAAAGAGUUUCCAUAAUUUCCAACACAUACAAUCGGAUUUAAAUCGUUUGAUUUUGAGAUUGUUACCUAAUUUAUCGGGAAGAAUAUCGAUGAGAAAUUUUGCAAAAUUAAUGAAUAUUUUAAAUAAAACUACAACUGGCGAUGAUAUUCGUCAGAUGGUGAGUGAGGUGCAGUUGGAUAGAUUGAUUGGAUGCGGACAGAAAUUGUAUGGUGAGGAAUUGUUUAAUUGUAUAGUUAGCAUUAAGCAGAAUGGACCGGAAGGUGCAGAAAGUUAUGAUAAAUACUGUCGAACAUUAGCAUUGGCUAAAACAGAAGAAUCCGCAAUGAUUGCAGUUUGUAGUUUGAGAGAAUUUGUUUUAAAAUGGAGCAGAACGAAGUGAAUAUAAGCUUCAUUUAAUACUUAUAUGAUUAAAGUUAAUUAUAAAAUAAAAUUUGUUUUUUUUUAAGAGCUCUACAUUUUUGUUAUGUAAUAAAAGUGUUUUUUUAAGAACGUUCAAGUUCAAUUCGAAUGUGUUUUAUUUACUUUCCUGAAAGGAUUUGCUUGAUUUGCAUAUACAGUGAAGUAUACAAUGAAGAAAUCUUGAGUUUUUC
Episyrphus balteatus (marmalade hoverfly) is the source of this 6273-nucleotide messenger RNA. RefSeq lists its product as uncharacterized. The record is from RefSeq and is a predicted model, not a curated record. The transcript is spliced from 2 exons. Gene Ontology annotation, cellular component: nucleolus. The coding region runs from base 108 to 6062 and encodes 1984 amino acids. Lineage: Eukaryota; Metazoa; Arthropoda; Insecta; Diptera; Syrphidae. Gene Ontology annotation, biological process: maturation of 5.8S rRNA from tricistronic rRNA transcript (SSU-rRNA, 5.8S rRNA, LSU-rRNA); maturation of LSU-rRNA from tricistronic rRNA transcript (SSU-rRNA, 5.8S rRNA, LSU-rRNA).